AUGAAAACGACAGAAGAGCGCAAGAGUCACUGCCGAUUAGUCCAAGUGCUACAGCUGAUACUACAACAACCACUGCCAUCAGUCCGACGAGAUUGCCAGACAAAAGUCCACAAGCCCGAACAACUGCUGACCCAAGCUAUUCGUUGCGAAGAAGCCAAAGACUCAGACGAGCCCCGAACCGUUACGACCCAUGAUCUGAAUCAUAGUAUGGAAUGGGAAAUGCACGAGGAUCCAGCCGUCCGGAUCAUCCAGCCACUCGUGCUAGAGGAAUUGCUCCAGCCUCUGCACGUCGUGGUCAACUCAAUUCUUCUGCAACGGGGGGAGGUGUUGGAAAGCGCGUGGCCGUCCACGAUGGCAAUGACGUGA
This is a messenger RNA of Caenorhabditis remanei, 366 nucleotides long. RefSeq lists its product as uncharacterized. The record is from RefSeq and is a predicted model, not a curated record. Bases 1 to 366 code for a protein of 121 amino acids. The transcript has a single exon. NCBI's taxonomy places the organism in Eukaryota, Metazoa, Nematoda, Chromadorea, Rhabditida, Rhabditidae.